Mizuhopecten yessoensis (Yesso scallop) is the source of this 3852-nucleotide messenger RNA. RefSeq lists its product as uncharacterized. NCBI's taxonomy places the organism in Eukaryota, Metazoa, Mollusca, Bivalvia, Pectinida, Pectinidae. Bases 911 to 1855 code for a protein of 314 amino acids. The transcript is spliced from 2 exons. Gene Ontology annotation, molecular function: protein binding. The record is from RefSeq and is a predicted model, not a curated record.
UUUUGGAAAAAUUGUCGAAUCAAAAUUCUUUUAAGGGAGACACAACUUCAUAUCAUGAUUAAAAUGUUUACGAAGUUUCAAAGACAUCGGUCGAAAAAUGUAGGAGGAGAUUGCCGGACAAACAAUAGUUUACGCCGAACGGACAACCCGAUACCAUAAUACUACCGUCAAAUUUGACGGUCGUAUAAAAACCGUCUGUCUGUAAAAUUUAUCUUUAAAUAUAGACAAUCUGACAAUGAACAUGACCGUAUGUACAUAUGUACUAUAUUAUAAAUGCUUGUCUAUAAAGACCGUCUUGGAAAUUCCCCGUUUCCGGUAUAAAAAUGACCAAAGGGCCACAACUCUGUACAUAGUCGGGUAAUAGAUAAGGAUCCAUUACGAGACACUCCCUCAUCCCCAGAGGUACUCACAUACGACGUUUAGUAAUUGUAGACGACACAGUAUAUGAAAUAUGCUCAAAAGAACAGGGCCUACAGAAUUAUUGACUGACGGACCGAGAGCGAACCUAUAGUCGCCUCCCAUAGGAACUUAUUUAUGGCUUUGAGUUUACGUAUUACGUGCUUCAUAAAUAUGGUUAAACGUUGAACAGCAAAUACAUUCCAAUAACAGGGAUACACAAUAACCCUGUGACGAGCCCCAGUUUUAUCGUUGAUCAGGGCCUAUAUGUUCAAAUCCGGACAUGCUUCACGACAGAAAAAAAGAGCAUGGAAAUGUCUAAAUAUUCAAAUAAAUGUAUUUUUUAAUUUCUCGAUCGGGGUGAAAACGUUAGAGAUAUUAUUGUUACAAAUGUUAAGAUAAUUUUAAAUAUGAUGCCACACACAAAUUGACGUCAAGUUGAGGUUAAGCUAAUCAUACUUAACAUAAUUUGGUUCUGGUGUCUGAUAAACGACAGUAGAGCAGCGCCUUAUCAAUGUUGUUCACCUGUAGCAUUAAUGAAAUACGCUGUGCACUUGUAGUAUUAAUUAUUAAUGAAAUAUUAAGUCGUAUUAUAAUGCUGCUACAAAAGAUAAUUUGCAUGAACUUCAUUUCAUGCUGUUUGUCUAAAGUGUCUGGACAGUUUCAAGAUCCGAAUCUCAACGUUUACAAUGUCCUGAACCCAUCCAUUCGUUCAGUUUUAUCCGAAACCCUACGACGCAUGGAUGAACUAGAGCAGCAACGUGAUGCAGACAGGCGAAUGAUAACAGACCUAGGCAGACGGGUGGCAGACCUUGAGACGAGGCAUGCACAAAGGUUAGCAGAAAUGACAAGCAACAUAGACGAGUUGACGACAGAAAACCAACGCCUACAUGAAAAGGUCGGCGUGCUCCACAAUGUACUUCCUGGUACACAAUGGUCAGAAAGUACUGACAACAACAAUACUACAGAAAACUCGAGGAAGAGAGAACUGAUCAUUACAGCAAAGAGGCUGGACCAUGAGAUAUCAAACAUUGGCGUGGAACUUCGGGAGUCUCAGAAAGAUGCGCCAAUCAAAGCCGUGGCAUUCUAUGCGAUUCUCGCUCACGAAAAUCAUGAUAUAAGCCAGGACAGCACCAUUGUGUUUGAGAACAUUGUGAUAAACGUGGGUGGACACUAUAGCCAGUUCACUGGAAUGUUCACGAGUCCCUUAGCGGGACUUUACGUUUUCCACUGGAAUGUCAAGUCCGACUUUAACUCGUGGGUCAUCAGCGAACUAGUGCGAAACGGAAGUGCUCUCGGGACGGAUCUUAGUACAUAUCCCAACUCCGGAUCAGCGACAGCAAUAGCAGUACUGGAGAUAGGAGAUUGUGUUUGGGUCAGGAUCACGUCAAACACGGCAGGGGCAGAAGUUCAACCAACAUUUACGACCUUUUCUGGGUUCUUACUGCAGCCAACAUGACUUGUAUAACGUAAAUCCGUGGAAUUAGUGUUAUCCUCAGAAUGAAGAUGUCCGUUGUCCUUUUGGAUCAACAUGCUGCAGUUUCUCGAAUGUUCUUUUAAUUCAGUAUUUUCCAGUUGGGGAUAACAAACUUUCCAAUGAAAAAUCUGAAGUUUCAGACUUUCUUAAGUUAAAAAACAAUCCUGAAACUUGGCCAUCAACAUCAUUUUGUAGCAAUAUGACAGGCUUGUACAUAACAAAAGAGGUUUGUCAUUUUGUUUUGCUAUAUGUUUGUACUUUUCAUCAAUAGAACAUCAAUUGAGCAUACCUGUAUAUCAACUGCAAUCAAAGUAGCAUGACCACCCUGGUUAUUCUUUACGAAAUUAAAUAUAUAGUAUUAUUAUUAACACAGGUUGUGCAUACUACUUAGUAUGCUAUACUAAACUCUAUUUAAUUAUGUAAUUCUUACGGGUAAAACUUUGAAAAUUAUAUAAUAAUUACAGGUAAAACUCAAUGUAAUACAUUAAAAGUAAUCGUAUAUUCAUUAUGGGUAAAACUUCAUAUAAUGAUGUACUUAUUAAUCAAUUCAUAAAAUGAAUGCAUCACACACUUAUAUAUUCAGUUAAACCAGAUUUACUAUACUAAUUAAAUCAUACUUAUUACAGACACUAAUUCAAGUAACUUUAUAAUAAUGUUUACCGGUAAUACUUAAAGAGAUUAAAUAUUGAUUGUUACCGUUAAUAAUUCAGGUAAGUAUGUAUUUAUCAAUCGUAAUAAUUCACGUAUUUGUAGACUGAUUAUUUGGUAUUAGAAGCAACGCUUCACGUUAUCAUACGAAAUAUACCAAUUCCAGUUGAGUUUUAUGUAGAGGUGGAAUGGGGAUGUUUCUAAUUUUGUAAAUAUACAUGGUUUUUAUAAAUAUAACGCCGGUGAUAAACUUUGGUUAUAGUUACAUAUUUCUCUACAUCAGUGGAGUUAUUUGUUAGAAGUUUACAUUUGCAUUUUCUGAAAAGAAUCUUCAUUUUUAUUGAAAUAUUAUUCCCUUUAUAACUGCACGAAAUCCAGCCCAAGAUUACAAAAGAUUUGGAGAAUACUAGCACGCUUGGAACUAAAGCACAAAGUUAAAUAGUAAAAAGAAUACACACAUACGUAAAGAGAACAGGAACAAAGAGAAAACAAGCUUUCAGAUUAAGUCCUGAUUUCCAAAUGUUUACAUGUAAUUAACUUGGACCUAGAUGUUCUCUGUUUGUGGGGAUUUCAAUUCAUGAACUGGUACUUGUGACAUGAAUAUAUUUUCAUACUUUUUUCAUCAGGAAAUAUAAAUUACGAAGCAUUUUCUCAUCCGACAGGAAAGUUGAACCGGUAAUAAACUUUGUUAUAAAAUUCAUAUAGACAUUUAUCUCCUAUCGAUAACAAAAGGAAAAUCUUAAAAUCAAUUAUUUUCGUUUUACCAAUUCUAAUUGUAUAUCCACAACCAUUCAGUUAAUCACAAUUCCUAUUGUUCAAUCAAUUCAGUUCUGUUUUAUGAAGUUUUAAAUUUUGCUGCUAUUAAACAUGUCAAAACUCGAAAAUAAGGAGGACCACAUUGUGAAUCAAAAUGUUGGACUAAUACCCUUUUUAAACAUAAACAAAUUUUUAUUUACAUAUCCAAGUUGAUUUUCUGCUCAAAUCCUUGCUCCAAAUAACAUUUCUGUGAUAGAUGUUGACUGCUAUCGGAGAAAUUCUUCUGAUUUUUAAGACUAUAGGCAAGUUUUACGAUUGCCACUCUGAUCUCAUUUGAAAAUAUUAUAUUUUCUUGUGUGACGUGAAGGUGGAUGUUUUUGACUACACAAUGGUGUGCCUUGCUUCCUUGUCAUUACCCUGGUUCUUGCUUUGAGGACGUUACAUUUCUCGGAUUUGACAUAGACUUACAUGGUAGUUAGCAAUUUCUGCUUCAAAGAUCACUACAGAAGUCGCUAACCCCUCUCCUGCUCUUCUCUCUCUUUUACUGAUGUUUUAAUUUAGUAUUUGUCCUGGUU